AUGUCUGAGGGCAGCAAGGGGAGCUCGCGGGCCUUCGGCCAGGUGGUCAUCGGGCCUCCCGGGUCCCGGAAGACCAACCACCUGGCUGCGGUGCAUUUGGUGGAUUCUCACUACUGCACGGACCCUGGCAAGUUCAUCUCCGUUCUCUGCACCUCGCUCUCCACCAUGCUGCAUGUGGAACUGCCCCAUGUCAACGUCCUCUCCAAGAUGGACCUGAUCGAGCAAUACGGCAAGCUGGCUUUCAACCUGGAUUAUUACACAGAGGUCCUGGACCUGUCUUACUUGGUUGACCAUUUAGCUUCCGACCCCUUCUUCAGAAACUACCGCCGCCUCAAUGAGAAGCUGGUGGAGGUGAUCGAGGACUACAGCCUGGUGUCCUUCGUUCCGCUCAACGUCCAGGACAAGGAGAGCAUGCGGCAGGUGAUGCAGGCGGUGGACAAAGCCAACGGCUAUUCCUUCGGAGAGCAGGAGCACAGGAGCCUGGAAGCUCUGAUGUCGGCAGCAGUGGGAGCCGAUUUCCACUUUACUUCCACACUUGCAGUGCAGGAGAAGUAUGUGCAAUCUCAGGACAAAGCCGUGGAAGAAGAAGUGAUGGAUCUGUGA
Molecule: messenger RNA, 603 nt
Organism: Tauraco erythrolophus (red-crested turaco)
Lineage: Eukaryota; Metazoa; Chordata; Aves; Musophagiformes; Musophagidae
Source: RefSeq, a predicted model, not a curated record